AUGUCCGGAGGAUUGGGCUACGUCGAGCUCAUCAAGAAGCAGUUUACUGCGAGCAAAAUCUUUUUCCACACAGUCUUUUGGAGCUUUCACUGGGGUCUCUUUGCCUACGGAUGGAUCAAGCAAGCCAAAGAUCCGCGACUGGCGGCUCUCAACCAGCUCAAGUUCUCCGUCUGGAUCUCCCGAGGAGCCGGUCUCGUUCUCAGUGUGGAUUGCAUGCUGAUCCUGCUCCCCGUCUGCCGUACCAUCAUGCGAUGGGUUCGACCCAAGAUCCGCUUCCUGCCGCUCGACGAGAACCUGUGGAUGCACCGGCAGCUGGCCUACUCCAUGCUCUUCUUCACCAUCCUCCACGUCACGGCCCACUACGUCAACUUCUUCAACGUCGAGCUCACCCAGGUCCGGCCCGUGACGGCCCUGCAGAUCCACUACGUUCAGCCGGGCGGCAUCACCGGUCACGUCAUGCUGCUGUGCAUGCUCUUCAUGUUCACCACGGCCCACGCCCGCAUCCGCCAGCAGUCGUUCGAGUCGUUCUGGUACACGCACCACCUCUUCAUCCCCUUCUUCCUGGCCCUGUACACGCACACGACCGGUUGCUUCGUGCGCGACACGGCCUCGCCCAUCUCGCCCUUUGCCGGCGACACGUACUGGAAGCACUGCAUCGGCUACCUGGGCUGGCGCUGGGAGCUCUGGACCGGCGGAUUCUACCUGAUUGAGCGCCUGUACCGCGAGGUCCGCGCCCGCCGCGAGACAAGCAUCACCCGCGUCAUCCGCCACCCUUACGACGUCGUCGAGAUCCAGUUCAGCAAGCCGUCGUUCCGCUACAAGGCCGGCCAGUGGCUGUUCCUGCAGGUCCCCUCCAUCUCCAAGUACCAGUGGCACCCCUUCACCAUCACGUCGUGUCCGUUUGACCCGUACGUGUCCGUGCACGUCCGCCAGGUUGGCGACUUUACGCGCGAGAUGGCCGACGCCCUCGGUGCCGGGCCCCUGCAGGCCAAGCUGUACGACGGUGCCGACUCCAACGGCAUGUUCGAGGUCGCUCUCCAGAACGGCGAGCAGAUGCCGGCCCUGCGCAUCGACGGGCCCUACGGAGCCCCCGCCGAGGACGUGUUCGAGAACGAGAUUGCCGUGCUGAUCGGUACCGGUAUCGGCGUGACGCCCUGGGCCUCGAUCCUCAAGAACAUCUGGCACCUGCGCAACUCGCCCAACCCGCCCCGCCGCCUCCGCCGCGUCGAGUUCAUCUGGGUCUGCAAGGACGCCGGAUCGUUCGAGUGGUUCCAGGCCCUCCUGUCGUCUCUGGAGCAGCAGUCGGACGAGGCCGCCCGCGUGCCCGGCUCCGGCGGCGUCGAGUUCCUCAAGAUCCACACGUACCUCACCCAGCGCCUCGACAUGGACACGGCGCAGAACAUUGUCCUCAACACGGUGGGCACCGAUAUGGAUCCGCUCACCGAGCUGCGGUCCCGCACAAACUUUGGUCGUCCCGAUUUCGGCCGCCUCUUCACCACUAUGCGCGAUGGCAUCCUCAACCGCACCUACCUCGGUGGUCUGGACGGAAACGUCCGCACCAAGGUUGGUGUGUACUUUUGCGGUCCGACAGCAGCCGCCCGCAGCAUCAAGUCUGCCUGCAAGGUUGCCGACUCGCGAGAAGUCAGCUUCAAGUUCUGGAAGGAGCACUUUUAA
Geosmithia morbida is the source of this 1674-nucleotide messenger RNA. RefSeq names its product NADPH oxidase 1. Gene Ontology annotation, cellular component: NADPH oxidase complex; plasma membrane. Gene Ontology annotation, molecular function: superoxide-generating NAD(P)H oxidase activity. Bases 1 to 1674 code for a protein of 557 amino acids. The record is from RefSeq and is a predicted model, not a curated record. Lineage: Eukaryota; Fungi; Ascomycota; Sordariomycetes; Hypocreales; Bionectriaceae. The transcript has 3 exons. Gene Ontology annotation, biological process: defense response; superoxide anion generation.